Hydra vulgaris (swiftwater hydra) is the source of this 1429-nucleotide messenger RNA. RefSeq lists its product as uncharacterized. NCBI's taxonomy places the organism in Eukaryota, Metazoa, Cnidaria, Hydrozoa, Anthoathecata, Hydridae. The record is from RefSeq and is a predicted model, not a curated record. Gene Ontology annotation, cellular component: cytoplasm; axon.
UUUGAUGCGAUUCCAAAUAAGUCCGGUAACGAUAUUUCGAAAAGAAUGAUUUAAAUGUUUAAAACUCAUGUUAUUUUUUUAUGGAGUUUGUGAAAAACUCCUUUGAUGCUUCUGAAGAAUGGAAUUUUGCAGAUUUUUCUUAUUUUUCUGAGACUCAAAUAGCUGAUAAAAAUAAAAUUACAAAAUUAAAUGGUUUUAUUACCGACGUUAACGAUUCAUGUGCAAACUCAAACGAAGUAAAGGAACUAUCUUCUAGUAUCUUUACUACUGCUGAGAAAAAAAUAGACAAUUCUUUUUCUGGUUUUAGUACAAAUUUAAUUAGUAACGGAAAUCAAUGCUCAAUUUUUAAUUUGAGGCAGAUAUUAAAAGAGUGUUUUUUAUUGCCAUUUAAUACAUUAAAUGGAGAAAAUGUUAAUCAAUGUAUAGAACCAAGGUGUAUUGAGUCCCCACUUUAUAUUUCAUUAAAUUGUGAACUUCAUGAUCCAGUUAAAUCUUGUGAAACACAAUAUUAUAAAGUUGCUGUAAAAAGUUUGUUAUCUAACUUGCAAUCACCGAAUGGAAAUGUGUCUUGGUUAACAGACCUUAAAUUAAAAAAAUAUGGAGUUUUUAAUUCAAUCUUUGAUUUUCAUUCCAAUGAAAAUGACGUUCAGCAUUUUCGUAACCAUAAAAUUUGUGAUAAAGAAGUAAAUAUGGAUGAAAGUUCUCAUAAUAUAUGUAAUGUAGAAAAUGUUUGCUUUGCCACAGCUGUUUCUAAUGAAAGUAACAAGUUUAAAGAAUUAUCAAAUGAGUUAGAGUUGAAAUCGUUUGAUGAUCUUCAUUCGUUAAUUGAAUCACUAACAUCUCAAGUAAAAAUCAAUUCAGAAAUAUUGCUACAAGAAUUAACUAUUAGAGAACAACUUUCAAGACAUAACGAACUACAAAAUACUUUUAUUGCUACAUAUAUGAAUGUAGAAAGAAAGAUAGCUGAAAUUAACAAAUCAAGAAAGAAAAAAAAUCGAUUUGUAUUUAUCAAGUAUGCAGAUGAACAAAAUAAGAAUGGCGAUAUUUCAAUUCCUUAUUUAAAAAACGAAGGAGGGCCUACAUCUUCGAGCUUACUUCUAAUGACCAAAGUUUUACAAGGAAUUGAAAGAGAUGAUGAAAAUGUUCCAAAACUUAUAAGUGAAUACAUAUUAAACAUUGGCAGUGAGUUUGAUUUAAAGACUGAGUUAAGAAUUUCUCAAUAAAACGUGUAAUGCAUCUGCACACAAAGUACAAAGUGAAGAUAUUUAUAUGAAAGUGAAAAUAUUUAUAUGAAAGUAAAGAUAUUUAUAUAAAACUUAAUUGAAAAUUAAUGCAUACAACGCUUUACUUAUGUUUGAUAAUUUCUUGAUCUUUAAUUUUUAUUCUCACUAUUAUAAAGGUUUAUUAAAUUUUCCAAUUAAAAUUUUUU